Messenger RNA from Episyrphus balteatus (marmalade hoverfly), 1807 nucleotides. RefSeq names its product stAR-related lipid transfer protein 7, mitochondrial. The record is from RefSeq and is a predicted model, not a curated record. Gene Ontology annotation, molecular function: lipid binding. NCBI's taxonomy places the organism in Eukaryota, Metazoa, Arthropoda, Insecta, Diptera, Syrphidae. The transcript has a single exon. Bases 304 to 1422 code for a protein of 372 amino acids.
AUGGGGGCCACAUCCAAAAAUUCUGACAUUUCAACUGUCAUUCUUUAAGCCUGUGCUCCCCAAAAAUAAAAUAAAAAAAAAAAAUCACACCGCGAUAACCCCAACACAUUACUUUGGGGAGGUGUACUACACACACUUCCAUCAACAUCUCAAACGACAUUUCGAACAAGAAGCAAAAAAACGAACAAGAAAAGAAAAAAUUCUACUUUACAUCAACCUCAAUCAAAUUGAAUUAAGAAAAAUUAAAGCAAUCCGAAGCAAUCUGGACCGCAAGCAAGUGCUUUAAACCGUGUUACGCAAGAAAUGCUCAAUCGCCUCCUCAACAACUUAAAACAUCGCUCCAAUGUUACUCUCCGUCAAUGGUCUUAUCAAUGUGAAUACAUUUUUGCUCAACGUUCGCGACGUGCUCAACAAUUGUUGACAUUCUAUCAUCGCGUUUGGGGCGAUACCGGUUUUAAAGAGCUCCUACGCUCCUAUCGCACUCAAUUCCAACCACCCAUCAAAGGUUUGAUGCUAAGUGCUGUAGGAGCUCUAGCUUUUGAUUGGAACAACGAACGAAUCCAAUUGAGCAAGUUCGAAGUAUGUCGACCGGACAUGGAUUUCAUUGACCGUGUUGAACGGGCUUUGGUCUGUGAAGUAUGCCAACAAUGGUCGAGAGAAGUCUGUUAUUGUGCGUCAAAUACAGACGAACGAAUAUGGGAACCCUAUGUGACUAGAGACAAUUACACGAUUUGGAAACGUGAAGAGAAACCUUCUCUGUAUGCUUAUAAGAUUUACGUUCACCAUGACGAUGUGUCUGCCGAUGACUUCCUCAAUGUCCAAACUGACAUUGAAUAUCGUAAAAAAUGGGAUGCCACAGCUGUCAAGUUGGAAGUCAUCGAGAGCGACACGAUGCCAAAUUCGAAUAGCGAUUUACUUUACUGGGAAAUGCAAUGGCCAAGGUUUUUUGCAAACAGAGAUUACGUUUACUGCCGUCGGAUAUUGACUGAUAAGGAAAAUAAUGCUAUUUUGAUAUACAAUCAAAGUGCAAGGCAUCCAAAGUACCCUGAAGAUCCUUAUAAGGUUCGAGUUCAUGAAUACUGGAGUUAUAUGGUUAUAAAACCAUAUAAGAACUUUCAUGAACCAGGGAUUCAUUAUGUCUUGACUUAUUUCGAUGAUCCGGGUUUGGCGAUUCCGGCGCGAGUUAAAUCAUGGGUAACUCAAAGUCAAAUGCCAGAUUUCCUUAAAAGACUGUACGAAGCAACGAAAGAAUAUGCUCGUUAUCGAUCGCAGUCGAAAACGCAACAUAUUUCCAGUCAAUUUAAGAUUUCCACAUCGGAAUAUCGAGCGAAUGAGGAUCGGGGUAGUCGAUUAGAUAGUUGCGGCAAUGUUGGAGGAAGCUCUAGAGUAUCAAAAAUGGAACAUAUUCAGAUUGGAAAGUAGAUCUGAUUUUUCUUUAUUUUUGGGUUUUUAUCAUUUUUUUUUUUAAAUUAAUUUUAUCUUUUAUCAUAAAUUCCUGAUAAGAAACAGACAUUGUUAUAAAUUUCCCUUUACUAUUUAACUUUUCUCUUUCUCUAUUUAGUCCUCUUUUUUUCGAGGAUGUUCCUUGGAUUUUUUUUUCUAUAUUUCUAAUUGGCGGUUGUUAACCCAUUUGCAUGGCAUUGCAAAAAAAAAAAAGUGUAUAUUUUUUUAUUAAAAAUGAAUUAGAAGCAUUUAUUGUUAUUUUUUUUGCGAAGGAAAAAAUCUUUUUGAUUUUUUUGUUUUUUAGAUUUAAAUCAUGUUUUUUAAAUGAAUUGGAAAAAAACUACAUAUGUUAAAAUCAAAGAGA